Messenger RNA from Linum tenue, 1046 nucleotides. NCBI's taxonomy places the organism in Eukaryota, Viridiplantae, Streptophyta, Magnoliopsida, Malpighiales, Linaceae. The record is from the annotation of a GenBank genome assembly.
GGUACUUUUUUCCCCUUUUCCUUCGCGCUUCUAAACGCUGUCAUUUUGUCCACCACAACCCUAGAAGGAGACAGCUAUCGAACUCUCCUCCCACUUUUUUCCCUCUCGCUCGACCUCCCAUCCCACCAUAUCCUCUACUGCCGUUCCUUCUUCCCCCAGACCACCACCAGUCCCGCCGUUCCCUACCCCCAGACCACCACCAACUCUGCCGUUCCUUCUACCUUGCCACCAUCAUCUUCAUCUCCCUCCAGAAAACGACGAGCCGCAUCCAAGAAGUCAAGCAGCAACGACGGUUGCACCACCAUCAUCUUCCUCUCCCUCCAAACAAAUGCGAGCUCGCAUCCGAGAUAUGAAGUAGUAGCGAUGUGGUAUGAACCGAUGAGCUCUAGCCAGCGCCCCUUCCUCCUCCUACUAGCUACCCAUUCUAGGUAGAAGCAACACCGACAAAUAUUCCCCUGACUCGAUUCCUCUAGCAAAGAAGGUCCAGCCGACGCUUCUUCCUCCUCCUACUAACGAUCCAUUCCAGCCACGCCAUGGCUGAUUGCGGCCCCUCCCCCAUUUUCUGAUGGUGAUUUAGAAGAUGGUAAUAUGUGUAUGGAACUGCCACCGGAGCUUGAAGUUUCAGGCACCAACAUUGUGAUAGCGUUUUCCAAAGUCUGAAAACCAGGAGCUUCAUUGCUGAGGAUCUUCACUGUAAAGCCCAGCGGUGUUAUCCAUUUGGAUAGUAGCAAAGGCAGAGGGGAAGCAUGUAUUAGGCUGUGAGAUUGUUCAGAAGGUCCUGAAGAAAAAGGUGAAGUAUGGACCGAAGGAGAACCCAAGAUACGCAAAGGAGUCAUAAUGUUUUGUGUCAUGGUGGACAACUUAGAAUGUUUGGUCAUGUUGAACAAGGAGUUAGAUUGCUAUAGAAAUGGUUCUAAUGUGUUGGAUCUUUAGUAAUCUUUCCAUUAUUGGGUUGCAAUAGUGGAAACAAUUUCGAUUUAUAAAAUUUAUGGAGCAGGUCAAAUGUGACACCUUUCCUGACAACCUAUACUCGUCAUAAUAUGCAG